Messenger RNA from Gadus morhua (Atlantic cod), 3064 nucleotides. It is a transcript of the gene slc37a1, whose product is annotated as solute carrier family 37 member 1. NCBI's taxonomy places the organism in Eukaryota, Metazoa, Chordata, Actinopteri, Gadiformes, Gadidae. Gene Ontology annotation, cellular component: endoplasmic reticulum membrane. Gene Ontology annotation, biological process: phosphate ion transmembrane transport; glucose-6-phosphate transport. The record is from RefSeq and is a predicted model, not a curated record. The coding region runs from base 255 to 1898 and encodes 547 amino acids. The transcript has 21 exons. Gene Ontology annotation, molecular function: glucose 6-phosphate:phosphate antiporter activity.
AGCUCCGAGCCGACGUCACACCAGUGCUGCCAGUCUGUCCGCUGGUGUGGUGACAGUGGAGCGCUGCGAGAACAAGGAAGUGGACCGAAUAUGGGCUGAUUUCAGGAGGGAUUCGGCCACGAUUCAGUCGAUCGGACGACUCGUUUAUACAAGUAUCGGGCCCCGCCUCCAGAGAUGAGCCACUGCAGUGGGACACUGCUUCGUCAUUCUACACUGGCUGGUCACAUCUGACCUCUGACCCUCACUCCCUCACAAUGGCACCCGUUCCACCAGGAGUCCGCUUCCUGUUCACCUUCAACAAGGACCAAUGGUACAGAGCCUUCACCUUCAUCCUCACCUUCCUGCUCUACACCAGCUUCCACCUCUCCAGGAAGCCAAUCAGCAUCGUCAAGAGCGAGCUCCACAAGAACUGCUCGAUGGCGAGCGAGUUAGCCACAGCUAGUGGUGGCGGCGCUAGCCAGCUGCCCGCACUCACCUCUCUGCACACGGACAUGGACUGCAGCUGGAAGCCCUUCGAUAAAAAUAACUAUAAACAGCUCCUGGGAGCCAUGGACUACUCCUUUUUGUUCGCCUACGCCAUCGGCAUGUACCUCAGCGGCAUCAUCGGGGAGCGCCUGCCCAUCCGGCUGUACCUGACGGUGGGCAUGCUGUGCAGCGGGCUGUUCACCUGCCUGUUCGGUCUGGGCUACAUCUACAACAUCCACAGCCUGGCCUUUUACGUCUCUGUCCAGGUGGCUAACGGCUUGGUGCAGACCACUGGCUGGCCCAGUGUGGUCACGUGCAUCAGCAACUGGUUCGGCAAGGGAAGGCGUGGGCUCGUCAUGGGCGUGUGGAACUCCCACACCUCAGUGGGGAACAUCCUGGGGUCCCUGAUCGCCGGCUCCUACGUGUCCUCCAACUGGGGCAUGUCCUUCAUCGUGCCCGGCAUCAUCAUCGCCGCAAUGGGCGUGGUCUGCUUCCUCUUCCUCAUCGAGCAUCCUAACGACUUGAAGACUAUGCAUGCCCAGAGCUCCUCGCCCGUCGGCAGGCAGACGGCAUGCACUGGAUGGAGCGGUGUGAAUGGACACAAGGAUAUGUAUCUUCAGUUCACACAGGGCAGUACAAAGACGUACGACCAUUACGAGAAUAGCGUUCUGUACAGGAAGGGCGGCGACGAGGAGCCCCUGCUGGGCAGAGAGACCGCUGCCAGUGGGCGUGUCCCUCUGCAGCAAGUCGUCGUGGUGAAGAGUGAAUCAGAGCCCUCCGCCAUCAGCUUCAUGGGAGCCCUGCGCAUACCGGGAGUGAUCGAGUUCUCACUUAGUCUGCUGUUCGCUAAGCUGGUCAGCUACACCUUUCUCUUUUGGCUGCCCCUCUACAUCACCAAAGCAGCUCACCUGGAUGCUAAAAAGGCCGGGGAUCUCUCCACCCUGUUCGAUGUGGGAGGAAUCGUAGGUGGUAUCUUGGCUGGAGUCAUCUCUGACAAGUUGGGGAAGAGAGCCACCACCUGUGCAGUAAUGCUUCUAUUGGCUGCUCCGACACUCUACGGCUUCUCCAUGAUCAGCCAGUUUGGUCUGGGACCCACCGUGGCCAUGUUGUUGGUGUGCGGCGGGCUGGUGAACGGCCCAUAUGCCCUUAUCACCACGGCCGUGUCAGCUGACCUGGGGACCCACAAGAGCCUGAAGGGGAACGCCCGGGCCCUGUCCACCGUCACGGCCAUCAUCGAUGGGACCGGCUCCGUAGGCGCUGCGGUGGGCCCCCUGCUGGCCGGAGUGUUGUCUGCCGGCGGCUGGGAUCAGGUGUUCUACAUGCUGAUGACCGCUGACUUCCUGGCUCUGCUUUUUUUGCUUCGAUUGGUCAAAAAGGAGCUGACUUCGAGCAAGUCUCGCCCGAUUUCUACUGUAGAGUUGAAGGAGCACUGAGCACUUUGGCACACGCAGUGUGAGCAUUGAUACCACUCUGAACCGAUCCCAGUUGGGGACCAUGGACUCGCCUCCAUAUCUAGGGCAUUAUGGGAUGUAUAGCCUACGUGCACACGUGUACACACACAAUUUUGUGGGAUUUUCUCCUUGUGCCUUUUGUAAGCUAACUUAGCUUUGUUUUUUACUGUUUCCCUUCAUCGCCAUGUUAAUCUUUUUCCUCUUAUAAGGUUGUUUGAGUCUCUCUCUCUCUCUCUCUCUCUCUCUCUCUCUCUCUCUCUCUCUCUCUCUCUCUCUCUCUCUCUCUCUCUCUCUCUCUCUCUCUCUCUCUCUCUCUCUCUCUCUCUCUCUCUCUCUCUCUCUCUCUCUCUCUGUAUGUAUGUAUGUAUGUAUGUAUGUAUGUAACCUACUCUGAGUUAUAUGAAUGCAGUUUAAUCGCCAUCGUUGCCUUACUGAACUAAACCAAAGAGCUUAUACAAAUUGCAAUGUCAUCCAAUCAGGAACUUGUUUUCAUUUAUGAAAGUGGAGUCUUUAAUGAUUGCUCUCAGCUGUCUAGUGUACGGUUUCUCAACGAUAUUUGUCACAAUGGGCCAAUGUAUCUUUAUAUAUCAACUCUGGAGAAUGUUGAGCAUGUUCCUGUGACCGUGGUGGUUGGCGGUUUAUCCCGGAUGUGUUGAAUGUUAAGUUUUAAUUAUGCGCAAGUGCAAUGGAUGAGAAGGUAUGCUGUGAUGUUAUAUAAUUAGAAAUAUUUAUAUUUAAAUAUAAAAUGCCUAUUUGCAGCAAUUGUUGAAGCAGAUGAUAAAAAAUAUAUAUCUAUUUAAACAUUUGCUACCAUUUGAAGAGUGGCAGAAGAUUGAUUUACGGUUCAUACAGACUGACGGAUAGCGACAAAUUCACUUUUUGACUUUGCGAUCUAGAAUCAUUCUAGAUACAAGUUGAGCUCUAGUGGACUCCCAUGGUAUACAAGACCAAUUCCAUACCUUCGGCAACAACAGCAAAUGUUUGUGGUUGUGUAUUUAAUAUGUAGACAUACGUGUGUGUCUUUUUUAAUCGUUUGUCUAUUCCUGUGGGUGUUUUUAUUAACUGUUUUAGUUGUUAAAUGAGUGUUUUGUUAAGAUGUCCAAUUGAAACCGCAGUCUCGGUAAAAUAAAUAACUUUUUUCUCUCUUG